AUGGCUGAUCAGCGCCUGGAAAGGGUGCUAUCGAGGCUCCAAAAUCUCCCUUCAAUUUCUCUUCCAACCGACUAUCCAAGACCCACAGGGGCCAACAAAUUGAUCGAAUCAGUUCAUACUGCUCAAUUAUCCGAACAGACAUCGCUCAGUCUCCUCAAACUUGCUUUGUAUUCGGAGGAUGAAGAUCAUGAGGAAGAAGAGGAGGAUGUAGAGUCAUCGCACAAGAGACCAUCCGCGUUCCAUCUUUUAUUGGCUGCUUUUAUCGUUCUUUUGCACCGUUACACAGGAGACACGGACAUUGUCGUUGGCUCCUCAUCGGCGUCUGCGCGCGAACCUCUAAUUCUCAGAUUAUCUGUUGAUCCAGCAGACCCGUAUUGGGCAGUCGUUAGACACGUUCAGCAAACAGAAAAAGAGGCAGAGGCCGACGCUCUUCCUUACGAUGUUAUAACACAGGCCCUCAACAAAGGAAAAGAGGACAGCUUGGAUCGACCCCUGUUCCGCGUCCGUUUCUUUGACGAAACCGACGAACCAACUAACAACUUCAUUGGCUCGACCAGUGUCACAUCAGAUUUAACUGUUUUCAUUACUCGUCCUCCGGCCUCCACAAGAGCAUCGAUUGCUCCUCGUCUCUCUCUCCGCGUACUCUACAAUUCGCUUCUUUUCACGUCGGCACGUAUCACGUCGUUCCUUGACCAACUCUCAGUAUUUUUGCGCAAGGUUGCUGCGACCCCUCUUUCACCAGUUGGCUCAGUUCCUCUGUUAACACCCAGCCAAAAAGCCGUGUUACCCAAUCCUACUGGUGAUUUGAAUUGGUGUGGAUGGAAGGGUGCCAUCACCGACGUGUUUUCUCGCAAUGCUCGUCAAAAUCCUGACCGCCCAUGUGUUAUUCAAAGCCUUCCAACAGAAUCCCCUGACAAACCUCAAGGCAAGGUCAUCUUCUCUUACGGUGCAAUUUUGCGUGCAUCCAAUGUACUCGCCCAUCAUUUGAUCAUGAAUGGUAUUCAGAGGGAGGAUGUGGUCAUGGUUUAUGCUCAUCGUAGCGUCGACCUUGUUGUCGCUGUUAUGGCAGUACUCAAGGCAGGAGCAACAUUCUCGGUCGUCGAUCCUGCGUAUCCUCCGUCUAGGCAAAUUAUAUACCUUGGAGUGGCCAAACCUCGAGGUCUCAUCAUGUUGAAGGGUGCAGGGACAAUCUCACCCACAGUACGCGAGUUCCUCGCACAGGAACUGAAAAUCAAGGUUGAAGUUCCUGGCCUGGAAGUUUUCCCCGAUGGUCAUAUCGUUGGAGGAUUGGACCCUGUUGGCGAAGAUGUUCUUCGUGCUCAUAACCAUCUCGGUGAAACCGACCCUAAUGUCGUCCUUGGUCCUGACAGCAUCGGCACCCUGUCAUUUACUAGUGGAAGCACUGGAAUUCCCAAAGGCGUACGGGGCAGACACUUCAGUUUGACUCACUUUUUCCCAUGGAUGAGCGAGCGAUUUGGUCUCGACGAAACCUCCAAGUUUACUAUGCUAAGUGGAAUUGCUCACGAUCCCAUUCAGAGAGACAUGUUCACGCCUCUUUUCCUUGGAGCUCAACUUCAUGUUCCAACGGCGGAUGAUAUCGGCACCCCUGGACGACUGGCUGAAUGGAUGGCUGAAAGUGAAGUUACGGUUACCCAUUUGACACCAGCUAUGGGUCAAUUACUGUCGGCACAAGCAACCCGCCAAAUUCCUACCCUGCUCAACGCUUUCUUUGUCGGCGAUGUCCUGACCAAGCGAGACUGCUUGCGCUUACAAGCUCUUGCCGCGAACGUCCGUAUCAUUAACAUGUACGGCACCACAGAAACUCAACGUGCCGUCUCCUACUUUGCCAUUCCCCCUGUAUCUCAAGACUCCACGUUCCUCGCAACGCAAAAGGACAUCAUGCCCGCUGGAGAGGGCAUGAUUGACGUGCAGCUCCUGGUUGUGAACCGAAACGAUCGAAACGUGCCGUGCGCUGUGGGCGAGGUCGGCGAAAUCUACGUUCGUUCAGGAGGUCUCGCGGAAGGCUAUCUAGACCAGGACGCUAGCGCCGAGAAGUUUGUCAACAACUGGUUCGCUGUCAAUGCUCCUCCCCGCAAGGAUACGAUCCUGCAUCCUGAAGAAGGCUUCGCUGGCCCGGAGUCGCGGUACUGGAAGGGAAUCCGGGAUCGCAUGUAUCGCUCUGGCGAUCUGGGUCGAUAUCUCCCCGAUGGCACUGUUGAAUGCUCAGGGCGUGCCGACGAUCAGGUUAAGAUUCGUGGAUUCCGUAUAGAGCUCGGAGAGAUCGACACCCAUCUCAGCCAACACCCUCUCGUCCGCGAGAACGUCACUCUGGUUCGCAGAGACAAGGACGAAGAGAAGAUUCUCGUCAGCUAUUUCGUUCCAUUAGAAGGGUCCGCUUUAGAGGGAUAUGCUAGCAACGUUCCAGACGACGAAGAUGAUGGCAAGGGACUGGUCAAGGGAAUGAAGAAAUACAGACGUCUGAUCAAGGAUAUCCGCGAACAUCUCAAACAGAAACUUCCAAAGCACAGUGUGCCGUCACUGUUCGUACCUUUGAGCAAAAUGCCGCUGAACCCUAACGGCAAAAUCGACAAGCCAGCGCUUCCUUUCCCAGAUACUGCUCAAGCAUCGUACGCUGCAGGUCCUUCGGCACCUGGAGCGAGUGCCACCGAGAUCGCCAUGCAGAAGAUCUGGUCGACUAUUCUGCCGAACGCACCCCAGCCCAUACCUACCGACGAAAGCUUCUUCGAUCUCGGAGGCCACUCGAUCCUAGCUACGAGACUCAUCUUCGAAAUCCGCAAGGUGUUUGUUGUCAACGCUCCUUUGGGUCUCAUCUUCGAGAAGCCAACGAUUGCUGGGCUGGUCGAGGCUGUGGACGCUUUGCGCAACGCCGACCUUGGUUUUGCGUACAAGGAGCCUUCAGCAGCGUCGGCCGGCGCAACUACCUCGGCAGAUGUCAAGAACGCAGGCGUUGCUGCUGCUGCACCGCAUGUCGAGUAUGGCCAGGAUUAUCUCAACCUUAUCGAAAAACUCCAGCCCUCAUACGCUCCUCUGCCGGCGGAUUUCAACGAUCAUCCCAUCACUGUAUUCCUUACCGGGGCUACUGGCUUCCUGGGAGCCUUUGUACUCUACGAUCUCCUUUCGCGGACGGACAGAGUAAAGAAGGUCAUCUGCUUGGUUCGCGGCAAGACUGUCGAGCAAGGCCUCGAACGUCUGAAGGAAGGCUCGACCGACAGGAAUGUGUGGUCAGAUUCAUGGGUUUCCAGCGGGAGAUUGGAGGUAGUAACUGGCGAUCUCGGAUUGGAUAACUUUGGACUAAGCCAGGAAACUUGGAAUAACGUCGCCAACGAAGCGGAUGUCGUAUUACACAAUGGUGCUCUCGUCCAUUGGGUCUUCCCAUAUGAAAAGCUCCGAUCACCAAACGUCCUCGGUACCCUCACUGCCGUCAAUCUGGCAUCUACGGGAAAACAAAAAGUGUUCGUCUUCGUUUCGUCGACUUCUGCCAUUGAUACAGAACAUUACGUUCAACUGUCCGAAUCUUUGGCGCGUGGGUCGACAGACUCCAAAGGUGUUCCAGAGAGCGAUGACCUUGAAGGCGCGAAAUCGGCUCUGAAGACAGGUUACGGCCAGAGCAAAUGGGUGUCUGAAAAGUUGCUCUUUGAAGCUGGCAAACGUGGUUUGAGGGGCCACAUCGUCCGUCCAGGAUACGUGGUCGGCGAUUCGCACACAGCAGUUACUAACACGGACGACUUCAUCUGGCGUCUCGUCAAGGGAUGUGUCCAGCUGGGACUCGUUCCUGACAUUAACAAUUCCAUCAACAUGGUUCCAGUGGACCAUGUCGCACGCAUUACCUCGCUAGCAGCGGUUUCACCUUUACCCGACGCCCCUCUGUCAGUGUGUCAUGUCACAGCGCGCCCACUGCCUACAUUCAACGGCAUGCUGUCAUCACUGGUCCAGUACGGAUUCCCGACAGAAUCUUGCGAAUACGUCGUUUGGCGUCGCAAGCUCGAGCAGCACGUCAUGGAGGUCGGAGACAAUGCGCUCUUCCCGCUCCUCCACUUUGUCCUCGAUGAUCUCCCGACGAGCACCAAAUCGCCAGAGUUGGACGAUUCCAACACCGUCGCCGUUCUUCGUCAGGGAGGCGCGCAGCUAUCUGCCACUGUCGGUGAUGAUCUUAUGGGGUUGUAUCUGGCUUGGCUGGUCGGUGCUGGCUUCCUUCCCUCUCCCUCUCUUCCCUCUCCCCAAAAGGCUUUGCCUACAUUGGCCAAUGCCGGAAAUAUCAAGGCUGCUGGUCGAACAGGCGUUUAA
Messenger RNA from Psilocybe cubensis, 4305 nucleotides. RefSeq lists its product as uncharacterized. The record is from RefSeq and is a predicted model, not a curated record. The transcript is spliced from 6 exons. NCBI's taxonomy places the organism in Eukaryota, Fungi, Basidiomycota, Agaricomycetes, Agaricales, Agrocybaceae. Gene Ontology annotation, biological process: L-lysine biosynthetic process. The coding region runs from base 1 to 4305 and encodes 1434 amino acids. Gene Ontology annotation, molecular function: phosphopantetheine binding; L-aminoadipate-semialdehyde dehydrogenase [NAD(P)+] activity.